Molecule: messenger RNA, 1411 nt
Organism: Anolis carolinensis (green anole)
Lineage: Eukaryota; Metazoa; Chordata; Lepidosauria; Squamata; Anolidae
Exons: 6
Coding region: 542-1321 (259 amino acids)
Source: RefSeq, a predicted model, not a curated record
UAAAAUGAGAAACAGCGGAUUGACAGGGGGCAGCCUUCGUUGGAUAAUCCAGAAUGUUGGAUAAGCAAAUGUUGGAUAAGUGAGACUCUACUGUACAUGAAGGUGGGAUCUUAAUGUCCACAUCAGUGGGGCUGACAUUGAAAACCCGAACAGAGUGGGACUUAAAGGCAAACACAGAACUUUUAAAGGGAAUGAAGACUCAAAGAGAGAGGAAAAGGCAAAGCUGAAACCAAGACAAGCAGGAAAGGAAUCGGUUAAAGGAAUGAACAGAAAGAACAGCAGAGAGGGAGGGAGGGGUGUGUGUGAGUGUGUUCAGGCUUCGUGAUGAUGAUGAUGAUGAUGAUGAUGAUGAUAGCGUGAUGAUAGUAAUGAUGAUAGGAAUCAUGGCACCGGCUGACCUCACAAAGGCCGCCCGGCGUCGGGCGCAACGGGCCGCGCUUCCCUUUUCCGGGGAAGAAAAGAAGGGAAAAGAAGGGGAAGUGGAGGGGAGGGGCCACUGAGACCACCCCCUCCCCCCGAAGAGCCAAGGAGUCCAGGCCGGAUGGGGGUCCUCCUCGGGGGCAAGAGCCCGGCGCCCUCCACCCUCCUGGCAGCCUUCAUCCUGAGCGUUUGCUUCUUCUCGACCGAAGCCUUCUGGGACCCAACAGAUAUCAUGGUGGAGCCAUCAAACUCGAUGGUAGGAGGAAGCGUCCUCCUCACCCCACUCACCUUGCCUUCAUUCCCAUCGACCUGCCGCUGGUUCCGAGGGGGAUUGGACGUGGACAAUACCAUCGUGGUCUUCUUCUUCUAUCCGCGCCUUGCCGUUAUGAAUAGGACAGCCUUCACCGGGCGAGAGAUAAUAACCUCCAACUGCACUCUUGAGAUCAUAGGCUUAAGCGUCAACGACACUGCAAACUAUACGGCCCUGAUAGAGAGCGCUACGGGAAUUCGGAGGGGGACCGUGGAACUUCUGGUCAGCGCUCCAGCUCCUGACGAACCUGCUUCGCUCAUGAGUCUCCCAGUCUUGGAGGUGAGUGAUGUGCCGCGCUCCGCUUCACGCACUUUCCUCCUUGCAGGCCGGGGAUUCUCCAGGUCGACUAUUGCUGCCAUUAUCCUUGCGAUCCUGGGUGCCACAAUCAUUCUGACCACAGUGGUUGUCCUCAUUAAACGUUCUCCUCGCCCACAAAUCCGAACGCUGGUUCCAGCGGUCAGUCCCGGAGUCAAAGAAGCAAGCCUGCUCCAGGGUGGAAAAAAUGGGCGGUUUCCAUCGCCAGUGGCAGCCCAAGAGGCACAAUCCGUUGUCAAAGUGGAGGAAAGCAUGGAGUCCGGUGGUUCCAGUUGAGAAAUCCGUCUCCAAAACGUCAUUGGCUGCCUUGGCGGACCACGCGAUGACACGGCCUUGCUUGCAAAUAAAACGGAAGAGAUGCUAUAA